Diaporthe amygdali is the source of this 4716-nucleotide messenger RNA. RefSeq lists its product as uncharacterized. Lineage: Eukaryota; Fungi; Ascomycota; Sordariomycetes; Diaporthales; Diaporthaceae. The record is from RefSeq and is a predicted model, not a curated record. The coding region runs from base 1 to 4716 and encodes 1571 amino acids. Gene Ontology annotation, molecular function: DNA-binding transcription factor activity; hydrolase activity, hydrolyzing O-glycosyl compounds; DNA binding. The transcript is spliced from 11 exons. Gene Ontology annotation, biological process: regulation of DNA-templated transcription; carbohydrate metabolic process; peptidoglycan turnover.
AUGGCUAAGCCAGACGGUGACCUGGACCCACUAUGGCAGGACCUUGAUUGGGCUAUUGGCCAGAUGCUGUUGAUGGGCUGGGACGGCACCGAAGUUACACCGCAAAUACGUAGUCUCAUCGAGGAUCACCACUUGGGGUCCAUCAUCCUCACAGCCAAGAAUCUGAAAUCGGCUCAACAGGCGGCCAAGCUCGUCCAAGAGUUGCAAACCAUUGCCCGUGGGGCAGGCCAUCCAUAUCCCUUACUGAUUGCUGUGGAUCAGGAAAAUGGCGGUGUCAACAGUCUCUUCGAUGAGGACUACAUCUGCCAGUUCCCAAGUGCCAUGGGCGUGGCAGCAACGGGCAGCCUCGACAUGGCAUAUAAUGUGGCCAAGGCGACUGCGAAAGAGCUUUCGGCUGUCGGCGUCAACCUCAUCCUCGGCCCAGUCUUGGAUGUGCUGACCAACGCCCGUUACCAGCCCAUGAGCGUCAGGGCCAGUGGUGAUGAUCCUCAGGAGGUCUCUCAGUAUAGCAUUGCUGCCCUGAACGGCUACAAGGACGCCGGUCUGGCAACAUGUGGCAAGCAUUUCCCAACCUAUGGUAACCUGGAUUUUAGGGGCUCCAGUCUCGAUGUCCCAAUCAUCACACAAACUCUAGAAGAGCUUGGUCUCAGUGCCCUAGUGCCCUACAGGAACGCCAUCGCAACGGGAAACUUGGAUGCAGUGUUCAUCGGCGGCUGUGGCAUAGCGUCAGCUAGUAUGAAUGUGUCACACGCAUGCCUUUCGGACCAAGUAGUCGACGAUCUGCUACGUCAAGAGCUGGGUUUCAAAGGUGUUGCCAUCUCCGAGUGCCUGGAGAUGGAAGCGCUUUAUCAGGAGAUUGGAGUCAAAGGAGGCACUGUGAUGGCUGUUGAGGCGGGUUGCGACCUGAUCCUCCUAUGCAAGGAUUACAAUAUCCAGCUUGAAGGCAUCGCAGGAUUGAAGUUGGGCAUCGAGAACGGCAUCAUCAACAGGAACAGGAUCAUGACCUCCCUGAAGAGGGUUCUUGGCCUCAAGUCAUCCUGUACUUCUUGGGCCAAGGCACUCAACCCAUCCGGAGCCUCCCUUCUUUCCCAGAUACACCCCUCCCAUCUCACACUGUCCAGACAGGCCUACGACAACUCGAUUGCGGUCAUGCGAGACAAGGAUAGGCUGCUGCCCCUAUCCCAAUCCCUGGACCAGGGCGAAGAAUUAUUGCUAUUGACACCGCUGGUCAAACCCUUGCCCGCGUCGGCUGCAACGAAGGCGAUCGAGGCUAAGAAAGGGAACAGCGCUUCCUCCAUGCACGACAGAUGGACUCAUAGGGAGAGGGGUGCCAUAAUGAGCGGCGAGGGCGUCUUUCGGGAGAUGGGGAGGGCGCUCGCACGUGCAAGAAACGGCAAGCUUUUACACACCUCGUACACCGCCAAUGGUGUCCGCCCCGUGCAUGAGAAUCUCAUCAACAGAGCCUCGGGGAUUAUUAUCGUCACUGCAGAUGCCAACAGGAACCUGUACCAGUCAGGCUUUACCAAGCACGUAGCCAUGAUGUGCUCAAUGCUUCGGGCCAGCGGCCAAAAGAAGUCGCUGAUAGUUGUUGCUGUUAGCUCACCAUAUGACUUCGCUAUGGAUAAGAGCAUUGGGACAUAUAUCUGUACUUUUGACUUUACCGAGACGGCUAUGCAAGCACUUGUGCGAGCAUUGUUUGGCGAGUUCACGCCACAAGGAUCACUACCAGGUACGCUCAGGAAGAGCAAAAAGGUCCUGAAGUCGAGGCAGCAGUGGCUUGUCGAGAACUACGAAAAGGCACGAGAUGCACGGCCCCUGGAUGACCUGAUCAGAGGCGUCGCCAGGGCCAGUGCACCGACCCUCGAUUUCCUGAGGGCGACUUCUGCCUCGUCAUUCGACCUUUACAACGCCAACAUUGAAGAGUCACAUUUUGUUGUACGGAACAGCAGCACGAAAGCGCUGUACGGCUUCUGCGCGACAUAUUACACCCAGGGCAUUGGCAUCAUCGGUGCUCUCUUUGUGGACCCAACGAAGCGAAACGUCUCGAUCGGGCGCUCGCUUCACCGCCGCGCCAUCAGACAUAUUAUCCAAAAGCGCGGGAUCAAGAAGGUCCAGCUUGGCAUCUCCUUCCCCGGGGUCUUCCUCGGCAUUCCAGUCGAUGAAAGCACGGGGUUGAGGAGCUGGUUCAUCAACAGCGGGUGGGACGUACAGUUCCCCAGGCGGCUGACCAACAUGGCCAUCACGGAGCUGGGAAGCUGGAUGGUGCCCGAGGGCUUACUGCAGAGCAUCUCGCGGGCUGGCAUCAGCUUCGACCUGAUUCACGGGCUGGACAAUGCGGACAACGUGAUGGAGCACGUGCGAGCGCAGGCCAACGGCGAGGUGCUAGAGCUUUACAAGUCGGCGCUGCAGGAGGUCAAGACUUGCGGUGUGGUGCGGGCCAAGAACGGCGGCGGCAAGAUCCUGGGGACGGUGAUCAUCUGCAGCCCGGGCAGCUCGCUGUCGCACCUGAUGCCGAGCCUGCAAUCGACGUCGACGGGCUCCGGGCCGGGGGCUGGCUCGGAGGCGGUGGGCGGGAUCGUGGCGCCGCUAGUGGAGCCGACGACAGCUCAGGCGACGCUGGUGCUACAGGGCCUGGUGGUCAUGGGAGUACGGCAGAACAAGGCACACAAGACGGCAAGGAGCGUGCUGAGCUGGGUGACAGACGACCAGUACGAGCCGCUGCUGGCGAUGGGGUUCCAGGUGUUGCAGGUGUUUGAGGAGGUGACCAACUCGCCCGAGAAUUAUCCCAAGUGCUCGGGUCUGCCAAGCAACAAUUGUCUUGUUCGCAUGAAUUGGCUCUCCGGGGACGAGACACCAUACAGCACAGGCGCCGUGCUGUUGGUGCAUGGAAACCUGACUGGCGACUGGGCGGGUCCCGAUCUCGUGCGCCUGGGCCGUCGACACUCACCCACACCAAACCCACACCAAAACCCACACCCGCUUGCGCCUUGCAUAUCCUCUCCCACCACCCUCACGCUGCUUCCGGCACCAUUCCCGAGAAGCAGAGAAGCAGAAGCAGAAGAAGAAGUGAGCGGCAAGGCAAGCGACAAGCGAGCAGCGAGCAGCAGCCUCGGGAUCGGGAUCGACAGUCUCCACCCCACGCCCUCUCUUCCUUCAUUUCUGCGGACCAAAGGCCUGGGAAUGCGCCCGCGCCCGCGCCCGUUGACGCCCCUGCCCAUGGCCGCCAACAUGAACAGCGCCGCCGCCGUCGACAUCACUGUCUUCGACCAGGACCUCAACUUUGACGAGUCGCUACUUGACGGCGUAAACGGCCUCGCACCCCUCCCGUUCACGCCCUCGUAUGAGUUCGAGAACUUCAACACCUUCGAAGACCCAUUCUCCUCCUACCCCGCCCGCCCAGCCUACGAUGUCCCCGCCGACAACACCGAGCCCUUCAAUGAGGAGUCACCCUCCCAGGAGCUGGACAACAAGCUCCUCAGCUUCUCUGCCCCGAACCCCACGGCCCAGAUCAUCGAUGGCGCCGGGAUCCUGACGGACGUCGGCAUGACCGCCGAGCUCUACGGCAUGUUCUUCGUCGCCGAGGACGUCUUUGGCGGCGACACUGCUGGGCGACCCCUGGAGCUGACCUGCUACCGCAGGAAUCUGUGGCAGUGCUCCGGCCAGAUCAUCUUGCCGCGCAAUAUAAGUCAUAUCGUGGACGAGCAGUCGCAACAGAUACAGAUCUUUGACCUGGCCGCCUCCAUCACUGCGAUAGAAUCCAUCGAGGGGAAGGCCACAGAAAUUAUAUCAAUACCCUGGAAGUCUGCCGGCGAUGAGGGCUCCAAAUCGCCCACUGCGCCUCCGAACAUAGCCCUGGAUCUCUCCACCGGCCAGGAGCUGGACCAUAAUCGGGUCUCCCUGCCGGUAUCGUGGAAACGGCUACAGUUUAAGCAUGCGACAGCCAACAAUGGCCGGCGCAAGGGUCUGCAGCAACACUACGUCGUCCAGAUAAGCCUCCUGGGCAAGGCCAAGAGCGGCGAAUACCUCAAGCUCGCAGACAUACAAUCUGGGCCCGUCAUCGUCAGGGGCCGGAGCCCGAGGAACUUUGACAGUCGCAAGGACGUACCUCUGUCCGGUGACAAAAAGGCGGAGAGGAGAGGCACUAUGACGUCUUCAGACACGACGCCUGUUCCCAAGAUUGAGCGAGUGGGAGACCUGGCGCAAAAUAUACAAAAGUAUCAAUCGAUAGGGAAUGUGCAGCAGUCUGGAGACUGGGCAUCGCCCCAUUCAUACGUACCAGCAGGACAGCACUCUUCCAAGAAACUCGCACUAUCGCCCAAUCUCGGCCGACCACCUGUGCCGCCAUGGUCUUCGGAACCAUCGAUAUCCAAAGCAGGACAGCCGACAACGCCGAGGAGCAACUCGUUCCAACGCCCCGUUCCCUCGAGCCUACCAAUCAAUCUAUCCCUCUCCGAGGACGAGCGCAGCCCCAACCGCUCCAACUCAGACUGCACAUCACCGCAUCACGCGAAGUCAAUGGCGGCUGCCCACCUGCAAAAGAGCCCAGAGGACGACGAGGAACAGCUCUACGAAUAUUUCCCACUAAGUAUUGACGAUUGGCAACAGCCUGUCGACGCCAUCUACCGGCCUCACGUCGUACACCACGUGUUUGUGCCCCCCGAACUGAAGGCGCAGCAGGUCCGCAACAGGACCAAGCGCUACUUCUCGUCGGAUUGA